Molecule: messenger RNA, 6141 nt
Organism: Limulus polyphemus (Atlantic horseshoe crab)
Lineage: Eukaryota; Metazoa; Arthropoda; Merostomata; Xiphosura; Limulidae
Product: protein TANC2-like
Exons: 23
Coding region: 1-3966 (1321 amino acids)
Molecular function (GO): protein binding
Source: RefSeq, a predicted model, not a curated record
AUGUUAGCUCUGGAUUAUGGAUUCACUAACUUUUUUACUGGGGAAUUAUUCAUCAGUUUUCUUCAUCCUUUCUUCGACCAUUAUUUCCAAUAUUCUGAGUUGGCAACAGUAAAUCGUUGGUCACAGAACCUGAUACGAAAAGUCCGUUCAUUGUGGGAUAUAGAUGGCGAACUUCCUCACCAUGGCAACAAGGGAAAUGACAAAGUAAAGAGAAAUGGUUUCUACACCCGACUUGGGGUGCUCCUGGGUGGCAAAGGUCAAGAAUCUCCAAGAACCGCACCACUAAGACCUGACUCAACCGACCUGAUUAGUCAAGACGCUUAUGCCAACGUGUCAUUGGUUAGUGGUGAAGCACAUAUAACGGGAUCCGCCAACAUUAGUCCCGUCACAACAGUCGCAAAUUCAUCAAUUGUAAAUGAUGCAAGUAUGGACAACUUACGGGCAAAGCGUGAGUUGCGUCGUGAUAGUGUAGCAUCGUUUAUGAGCUCUUGCCCUAGCGGGUUUCUCAGCCCCCUGGCGACGAACUUUCGACGGCAGCUCAGUGAAAGGAUGAAAGAGUCUAGUCCGUUUUGGAAAAGGUCAGCGUUCAUACGUCGAUCUGACAGGAGUAUAAGAACAUCUUUCGCAGUAGAUAGUAGAGGGUACAGUCAAGCCUACACAAUGGUUCCUCUCAGUUUAAAACCAAUGUUCUUUGAAGUUCCCCAGACAGAAACAGAACCGAUAUUUUUUGGCAGGCAAUGGUUAUAUCGAGAGAUUGAACAGGAACUGAUGUCCAGUUCUCACAACAAUCGAGGAGUGGUCAUCACUGGUGGUCCAGGUUCAGGAAAAACAAGUCUUAUUCUACAACUUGUGGACUACAGCAGUUUCGGUAGAAGAAGGGAAGACAGUUCUUACUACAGUAAAGAUACUCUCUCCAGUAGCGGAAGUGACGCAAUGUCUACGUCAAGUGGAGAUGGCACUCCCACCUAUCAGUCUCGACUUAGCCUGACUCAGGAGGCUGCUCGAUUUCUUGGGGGUCACGUGGUAGCCUAUCAUUUUUGUCAGGCUGACAACAACGUCACGUGUCUGGUGCCUGAAUAUGUACACAAUAUGGCUGCCCAGCUAUGUCAGUCACCACAGCUAGCAGGAUAUAGAGAGUUACUUCUUAAGGAGAGAAGGUUUCAAGACUUACUAGCAAUGUCGUCCUGUAUGGUAGACCCCAGUACCGCUUUCAUUAAAGGAAUUCUUGAACCUCUACACUCACUUAGAAAACUUGGAAGGAUAGCAAAUACCUUGUGCCUUAUUGUAAUAGAUGGUUUAAAUGAAGCAGAGUUUCACAGGCCUGAUUAUGGAGAUACUAUUGCUUCUUUCUUGACAAGACAUAUCCUCCAGUUCCCACCGUGGCUCAAGGUGGUAGUAACUGUACGAACAGCAUUCCAGGAAAUCGUCAGUUCAUUGGCUUUCCACUUUAUCUCAUUAGACAGAGUAACGAUAAACGAUAAUUUGAAGCAGGAUCUUUAUGAUUAUCUUAUCUUCCGAAUCAGCUCAAGCCCUGCAAUUCGUGCCAAUAUUUCGGUAACAAACUCGAAGUCUGAAGGUUGUUCUUACAUUCGAUUUGCCAACCACCUGGUGUCUCUCAGCAAAGGCUGUAUGUUGUACUUGAAACUGACUCUAGAUCUCAUCGAGAAGGGCCACCUGGUUGUAAAAAGUAGUAGUUAUAAAGUCCUUCCUGUGAGCCUCUGUGAAUUAUAUCUGCUUAGUUUCAACCUGAAGUUCACAACCGUCCGAUCUUUUGAUAGGGUCACCAGCCUACUUCAAUGCUGUCUAGCUGCCUUGUCCCCUCUCACUUCCCUGGAGCUCUACCACACUGUCAAUGCAGGAAUUUUACAUCAGCCCAUCCCGUGGCAAGAAUUCCUUCAAAGACUGGACAUUUUGACCAUUAGCAACUUUUUGAUAGUUCGACAGGACAAAACACUCAUGUUUGCCCAUCCUUCCUUGAGAGAGUGGUUGAUUCGCAGAGAAGAGAAUGAAGGCACAAAGUUCCUCUGUGAUGUCAGGACUGGACAUGCAUUGAUAAGCUUUCGUCUUAGCCGACUGGAAGCACCACUUGAUCCAAAUCGUUGUUUGGAGCUUGGCCAUCACAUCUUGAAGGCUCACAUCUACAAAUCGGUGGCUCGAGACAUGCCCCCUGGAAUCCUUUCUCGUGAUCUGCAAGCUCUGUGGAUUUACCACAGCACAUACGACCUCUCAAGGGUUUUGUGUGCGGUGAGGAAUGUGUAUAAUCCUAAUGUUAAGGUCAGUCGUUUGCUGCUGCUUGCUGGGGCAAAUUCUAACAGUCGAACCAAUCAGCUGGAGGAAACUCCUCUUAUUGUCGCUGCUGCUCACCAGGGACACAUAGGCGUGGUUUCACUAUUAUUGGAGUUUGGAGCAGAUAUUAAUGCCGUGACAUCAACUGGGCUGAGUCCUCUGAGCAUAGCCUCCAAGCAGGGAUGUUUAGAGAUUGUCCAUCUUCUGCUAGCUAAAGGUGCUAAGAUAAACCAAAUGGACAAGACUGGAAGAUGUCCUCUGGUGUAUGCUGCCAUGAAUGGUCAUUUGGAAGUGACCAGCAAACUUGUACAGUUUGAAUGGACAGGAGAACCUGGACUGGAAAAAACAGCUCAGCAAGCUUUUGUUGCAACAGCACAGAACGGUCACAUAGCUGAAUGUGAGUUCAUGUUGAGUAUGGCUGAAGUGAAGAUAAACACUCCCGAUGAUCUAACGGGCCAGACUGCCCUCACCGCAGCCUGUUUUGCAGGACAUAUUAAAGUCUGUGAUUUUCUACUAAGAUGUAAUGCAUCUGUCUUUGCUAUCAACUCUCAGGGGGAGCCACCACUGAUUUGUGCUGUAGUAGCUGGCCAUUGGGAGGUAGUGGAAAUUUUACUAAAUCACAAUGCUUCUUUAGAACAAACUAAUAGCAAAGGUUGCACUGCUUUGAUGAUGGCAGCUAGAGAAGGACACCUGGGUGUUCUGGAACUUCUUAUAUCUAAAGGUGCCAGUACCAGUGCUACAGACAACCAAGGAAUGAACGCCCUCUGCUGGGCAUGUUCUAGAGGUCAACUAGAAGUAGUUCAGAUUCUUUUAAGUCAUGGGUCUGAUAUCCACCAUACUGACAAACACGAACAAACACCACUAGACAUGGCUGCCACUCAAGGAGAUCCAGCUGUUAUUCAAUUGCUACUAGACAGUGGUGCCACAACUGGUGGAAAUGUGAGACCUUUGGACAGAGCAGUGGCCUGUAAUAAUUUGGAUGCUGUAUCGUGCUUUCUCCAGAGAGGAACCAAACUUGGGCCUCAGACUUGGUCUAUGGCUGAAGGGAAGACAGAAGUUUUACACGUGUUGCUAAAAAAAUUAUUGGAUGAUGGAACAACUUUAUACAAAAGAGGUAGGCUUAAGGAAGCAGCUCAUCGUUACCAAUAUGGACUGAGAAAAUUCCCACCGGAAGAGACUCUGACACGAGAGUAUCAACUUACCUUUCACCAGCUUAAGUUCCAGUUUUUAGUCACACUCUCCCGUUGCAAGCGGAAAAUAAAAGACUUUGAUUCUGCUAUAGAAGCAGCAGAAACAGCGGUGGAAGUCAGUCCUAAAGCAUUUGAGGGUUAUUACACAAGAGCACGUGCCAAACAAGAGGUCGGCCAAUUGCAGGCUGCUCUUAAUGACCUCACCGAGGCCUUACGUCUGUCCCCAAUGAACCAGAAUGUUAGAAAAGCACUGUCACGUUUAAAGGACGAACUGAUUUCAGCACGUGAGGAAUCGAAGCAGUCUGUAGUAUCACCAACAACUUCUAGAUCAGGAAAUAAUGCUGAGGAAUUCAGCAGGUAUCCUACAAAUACAAAACUUCUGAGCGAAUCAACAAAGUGUAUGGGUACUAUUGACAUCGCCAGCGCCCUCUCUCGGAUACCUUCUAAACCAUUAGAGUACACAACUCCGAGCAUCGAGACAAUUAUCUGAAAAUUUAGAUUGCUCAAUUAAGACUAAACUGACUUAAGUCGAACAUCAUUUUUGAUUUUGAACUAAAGUUCAGUAAAGAGAUUUCAUGUUCUAAUCAUUUCAAGAAAGGUAUUUUUGUGAACAAAGUAAUGGUAAAUUCAUUCCAGGAAUAUGAAACAAAAUAACACUAGAGAGCGCGAUAGUUGAUUUUACUUAACGUGGAGUAUGUACAGUUUGUAAGUAUCACGUAAGGACGUUGUCGGAGAGAGAGAGGGUUAGGCUUUAUUAUUAUUAUUUUAGGAUAAUACGUUAUGGCCCCAAAUGGUGUGUCUUGUGACUAGUCAUCCUUCCUUCAGGUUUGGUGUACAGUCAAAAUGUUCAUCAGACGAGUUUGUUUUCUCAGUAAAGUUCAUCGUUUAGUGUUUCUCUUCUGUUCAAGUUGUAGAUAUUCAGGUCACAGUGACACGAACACAGAUUGUAUCACGUUGUACACUCCCACUUUAUCUCUACUGUGUUUAAUUGGUAUAGGAAUCCGAUAUCUCGGACCAACGCAAUGAAAUGUCAUUUUUUUCUGUCGUUUUUAACUGUCUAUUCAUCAUUUUUCUACUGACAUGUCAUCACAGAAAUUUCUAUAAACAAGUUGUACCAAAAAUAACAUUUGUCAUAGCUAAUUGGCAUUGUAUUAUUUUAGCAAGUUGGGUACAUGGGCUAUGUCUGAUCGUUAUUGGUAUUGUAUUAUUCUUCCAAGCUGGAUAUGUAGAAUAUAUUACUGAUAGUGGUAUUGUAUUGUUAUUUCAAGUUGAAUAUCCAGGAUCUGUCUGGCCAUUAGUGAUACUGUAUUGUUCUUCGAAGUUGAAUAUCUAGAAUCUGUCUGACCAUUAGUGGUAUUGUAUUGUUCUUCCAAGUUGAAUAUCUAGAAUCUGUCUGACCAUUCAUUGUAUUUUAUUGUUCUUCCAAGUUGAAUAUCUAGAAUCUGUCUGACCAUUCAUGGUAUUGUGUUGUUCUUCCAAGUUGAACAUCUAGGAUUUGUCUGACCAUUAGUGGUAUUGUAUUGUUCUUCCAAGUUGAAUAUCUAUAAUCUGUCUGACCAUUCAUGGUAUUGUAUUGUUCUUCCAAGUUUAAUAUCUAGAAUAUGUCUGACCAUUCAUUGUAUUUUAUUGUUCUUCCAAGUUGAAUAUCUAGAAUCUGUCUGACCAUUCAUGGUAUUGUGUUGUUCUUCCAAGUUGAAUAUCUAGAAUCUGUCUGACCAUUAGUGGUAUUGUAUUGUUCUUCCAAGUUGAACAUCUAGGAUUUGUCUGACCAUAAAUGAUAUCGUAUUGUUUAACGAAACCAGAAAUAAAAAUUGUCCCUUCGUAAGUUUUAUACUCCAUACUACGAUGUGGUUCAAUCGGUUUUCAUGUGUGUUAAAUAUUUGAAAUAGUUGGAGUUUUUAAAGUAACAUUUGUCUCCAGACUCGUUACACCUUAGUUAAUCCGUGUGAUUCCAUUGGAUUCUGAUUUUAUAACAACCAGUGAAGGAUUGACAUGAUUACACAGCUUUCUGAAUUAAGGUAGCAGAAGUAAACGUUCGUUUUAUUACUGAUGGAUGUUUACUUAAUAAAUAAGAUUACUUUUAAUCCUAAUCCUUCUUAUUAGGUAGCUUUUAUUUUGUAGACACGCAAAAUUAAUUAAUCUCUGAAAAAGAAUAAAACUUGAAACAGACCCUACCAAUCAAAGUAUGAACCAUAUAUUAUAUAUUAGACAAUCACGACAACUCUCUGGUGAAUUUUGUGAUAUUUUAUUUCUCGUGUGGUUUAUAGAAUUAAACUUCAAUUAUACAUUUUAGACAUGUAAGCUAAAACCAUAAGAAUCCAUAUUCUGUAUAUAUAUAUAUUCACAUUUCUUCUUAUUGGUUCAUAAUAGUCCAUCUCAGUCGAAAACAAAAUAAAAAGCCUACGAACUAUAGUCGAUAACCAACAAUAUAUAUUAGUGAGUUUGUGUUUGUUUGUUUACUUUCGGAAAACAAUGAUAGUUUGGGGGCAAAAUUGAAAGAGAAACGAAAAUCUCAGGAGCAAUUCAUUAAACUCUUAAUCUAGUUAAUGUAGAGUUUCAAGUCGAGGGUUGAUUUAUAUUGGGAAUACUAGAAAAUCUCAAAGGAAAAAAAAUGAUAAGAAUUUAUUAUAAGCGUAAUAUAAAGUUAACGUAAAUCUUAAUCUGU